Messenger RNA from Hydractinia symbiolongicarpus, 1111 nucleotides. RefSeq names its product SREBP regulating gene protein-like. The coding region runs from base 102 to 683 and encodes 193 amino acids. The transcript is spliced from 5 exons. Gene Ontology annotation, biological process: positive regulation of SREBP signaling pathway. Lineage: Eukaryota; Metazoa; Cnidaria; Hydrozoa; Anthoathecata; Hydractiniidae. The record is from RefSeq and is a predicted model, not a curated record.
UAUUUACAUGUUUCUCUUUUUAUAGAACAAAAUAAAAACACUUUUUCAAGUUAUUAAAAAAGAAAUGUUUUUUAUCUGGUGAUCAAGUUAGAAAUGUUUCAAUGCAUCAGCUACCUCUCAGAGGAUUUUGGAGACGUUGGGUUUUAGUUUUUUGUGGUUGUGUCAUUGGACUUAUCAUUGUGGUCAUAGUUACAAAAAAGAACAUUCAACCUGUUUCCUCAUUGAAACUAUCAAAAUUUAUUUGGUUGGAUUUAAACAACGUAACACAUUUAACAAAAUGUCGAAACUCGAGGCAAGGACCACACCUUAUAGCUGACGAAAAAGGUCAACUCUGUAAAAUGACAGAAGUUUCAUUCAAUGGUUGUUGCCAUCAUGGAAAUUCAACUAAACAUUUUGUGUGUGCAUCCUGCCAAUUGAAUAGAUGUUGUCAAGUAUUUGAGCACUGUGUUUCAUGCUGUUUGCAACCUCAAAAGAAAUUUGUUUUGGAGAAAGUAUUACUGCAAGCUCAGAACAGCCGAAAUCCGUUGUUGCGGCUUGUUCAAGACACGUUUGAGUUAUGCUUACACAAAUGUCGCACCUCGUCAACAAGCGUACUCCGCGAAAACAAAUAUCGUAACAACUUGUAUAAGUAUUGUUAUGGAGUGGACCCUCCGCACAUGGUGACUGGUAGAAACGCAAAGUAAGUCAUGCUAACACAUUUCGGGUAUCGAUUUGAUGACGAAUUAGUUACCUGUUGAAUGCUAACGCACGAAAAACCAUCGAACGCUGCAAGUUUACGUCUCUUUGGUGUGUGCUGCAGAAUGUUUUACCGCUGCAUCGUAAAGCUGGAAUGGCAGUUCAGAAUAAAAACAUCUAGGAUGGUGAGUGCGUUUAAGUUCGUAAAAGAUAUGAAGACCUUGCACAUGCAUACAACUGGAGAAAUUUUUAGUGCUUGGAAUGAAAAAUAACAUUGUAAUUUAUUUAUUAUUGUAACCUUUGUUUACUAAAAGCUAUUUUUAAAUUUCCCUUAUAGGAGGAAUAUUUGCGGAAAUUAUUCUUACAAUUAAGGACUCAAAUUGUAUUUCUGGUUUUAUAAAAUUAAUAAUAAUUAUAUAUGAUAAGUUACCUCUUC